AUAGAAAAUUGUAGAGUCCAAAUAAAACUGACUGACAGUUGGUAGUUGGGUAGGGUAAGAAUAGAGAUAGAAAAUUCAGUUAAUUCAUUGUCAGAGCUGACUAUGCAAUUCUGUCUUUUUCACGUAAACUCACACGUUGUGUGAUUUGAUUAUUAUUAUUAUUAUAAUUCCAUUUUUACCAAGAAUUAUUGGCACAAAAGAUUUUACAUUUCUCAAAGUUCCAUCAUUUUGUGGAGUCUACAACACAAAAAAGAAUGUCAAUUUCUGGUAGUUUGACUGAUGGAUUGGUGGCUAAAAAACGUGAAAAAAUCAUCAUAGAUACUGAUCCUGGCAUUGAUGACAGUAUGGCGAUAUUAAUGGCAUUCCAGACCCCAGAAGUUGAGAUAGUAGGCUUAACUACCAUAUUUGGAAAUGCUACUACAAAAAAUGCUACACGAAAUGCAUUAAUUUUGUGUGAGACUGCAGGAUAUCCAGAUACCCCAGUGGCAGAGGGUAGCCUUGAACCUUUGAAGAGAGGGGAGCCGCAUGUUGCAGACUUUGUUCAUGGUUCAGAUGGAUUAGGCAACUUAUGCUUACCUUCUCCAAAUACUAAGAAAAUUGAGAAAUCUGCAUCCGAAUUUCUGGUGGAUAAAGUAUCCGAAUAUCCCGGUGAAGUAACUGUACUUGCACUAGGACCACUGACAAAUCUGGCUUUGGCUGUUAAAAGAGACUCAAACUUUACAAGCAAGGUGAAGAGGGUGGUAAUACUUGGCGGUUCCUUCUUCGCUCUGGGAAAUGUUAAUCCCGCUGCAGAAGCAAAUAUAUAUGGGGAUCCAGAGGCUGCAGAUAUUGUGUUCACUUCAGGAGCAAAUAUUGAUGUUGUUGGUGUCAACAUUACCACGCAAGUCAAAAUGACAGAUGCUGACCUUGAUGAACUGAGGCUAUCCGAAGGAAAACAUGCUAAACUUUUGUGCAACAUGUGCAAAUUUUACCGAGAUUUUCAUGUUAAGUCAGAUGGCGUAUAUGGAGUCUUUCCUCAUGAUCCCGUCACCUUUAUGGCACUAAUUAGACCUGACCUCUUCACGUAUAAGAAAGGCGUUGUGAGGGUUGAGACACAGGGCAUUUGCGCUGGGCAUACACUCAUGGACCUCGGGCUAAAGAAGCCGAAUACGAGCAAUCCAUGGACAGGGUAUCCUCCAGUUUCUGUUGCAUGGACAGUUAAUGUGGAUGAAGUUCUGAGUAUUAUCAAGAAAACUUUAAUGAAACCAUGAAUGCUUUCAUCAUUGUAUCAUAGUCAAACCUACUAUUCUUGAAAUUGAGCAAUGCAUUUUCUGAUUAUAUUGCUCAUUCAAACUGUAUUAUGUACUGAAAUUUGGACUUGAAAUGCCUCAUGUAGACAUUUAUUUUGAUGAUCAAAGUAAAAGAAAUUGUCUAGGAUAGUGGAUGAUGAAAAUUUUAUGACUUUAUGAUCUUCCAUUUAAAAGUACAAAAGACCUUUGGG
Messenger RNA from Capsicum annuum, 1480 nucleotides. Its product is annotated as uridine nucleosidase 1. Gene Ontology annotation, cellular component: cytosol. Bases 255 to 1250 code for a protein of 331 amino acids. The record is from RefSeq and is a predicted model, not a curated record. Gene Ontology annotation, molecular function: purine nucleosidase activity. Lineage: Eukaryota; Viridiplantae; Streptophyta; Magnoliopsida; Solanales; Solanaceae. The transcript has 9 exons. Gene Ontology annotation, biological process: purine nucleoside catabolic process.